CUCGUCCACACUCUCUCGUCAACACCACAUUCUCCCUUUCUUCAGACCACCCCCCCUUACUUACCUUUUCACUUCCUCGUGUGCUCUUACUCACCCCACCCACACAAGCUGCCCUUUGUUAGGAUAACAAUAGGCUCUUUUUCUUCUUAAAUUUCUUGAGAAAACUCGUUCUCUUCUACACUAAUAAUGUCCGACGCUGUCAAGCCGGAGGAUACCAAGCCCGUGGCAGUCGAACCAUCCAAGUCAACUGAGACCGAAGGGACUGCUGCCGCCUCGGAGACUGUCACCGCACCUGCCACCACUUCUGAUGAGGUUACUCCUGUAGCUGCUGACAAGCCCGUUGAGGAGACCGCUGCUCCUCCCGAGCCGAAGGAAAUUACACAGGGAACUCUAUCCAGGUUUCCCUCCGGUCUCAUGGCCUUCUUUAAGACCAAGAGGUUCUUUUACUUCCAGGACGAGCCGAUUCCAGAGGAGAGGCUGAAGGUUUAUCUUCAGAAAGCCAACUCUACCCAUACAACUGCUGCUUAUGCCAGUCAGACAGGAAAGGGGUUGCUCCUUUACUCUAAGGCUGAAGGACAGAGUCCUCAUGGUAUCAUCAAACUAGCAGAUGUUACUGAGGUCACCUCUCUUGGUGCUGCCAAAUUUGUUUUAAAGAUUCCGCACGGUAAUGAUCUUCACUUCGAGUCACCAGGUGAGCGUGAUAGCUGGGUUUUCACCCUUAAACACAAGAUCACCGAGGCCAAGGCUAUCGAGGAAGAGAUUGUCAGCUCCGAGGGCUACAAGUCUACCCUUGCGAGACUGUCUAAGUCUACUCCAAUUGCAGCUGCUAAGGCGCCGGAGAAGCCUGUUGAGACCAAGGAAGAGAAGGAGACUGGAGAGUCUAAGCCUGAGGAGGACGCUGAGAAGCGCUCUGCAUCAAAGGGCAAGAAGCGAGUAUCUGUUUUUGGAUUCCUCAAGAAGGAGAGGGUUGAAGAGAAGAAGGGAGAGUCUGCUGAGAAGGAUGAGCCUAAGGAGGAAUCAAAUGUUGCGGAGCCAACAGCAGCUACCACUGAUGCGCCUGUUGAUGCCACAGUUGGUGCUGAGGUGAAGGAAACCGAAGCCGUUAAGCCUGUUGAGGGGACCAAGGAGGUUGAGAAGGCCCCUGAGGUGCCUAAGCCUGUUAAGCGACAUUCUUACUUCACCGUCAACCCUUUCAACCGCGAGAAGAAGGAGAAGGAGGUUGCUGAGGACAAGAAGGAGGGAGGGGCUACUGAGCACAAGACGGAGACUGAGACUGCACCCACUGAGGCGAAGCCCAUAGAUGUCGCUCCUGAAGCUUCAACCGCUACCGGGGAAUCCAGUGCCUCUCCACCAAAGCACAGAUUCUACACUAACAUCUUCGACAGGAGGGGCGACAAGACAGAGAAGGAGACUGAGACUAAGCCUGCUGAUCCUGUUACUGAACCUGCCGCUGUGCCAGCAACCACCACUGGGUCUACCACUACACCCGGUGAGGAAUCAACUGUUGCUGAGGCUACUAGCCCUACGACCGGCCCUAGGGAGCAGAAGCGCAAAUCAAGCUUCUUCUCUCCUUUCAAGAAGGAGAAGAGGGCCGAUGAUGUCAAGUCGGAUACUGAGGAGGGCGAACCUUCUUCUCCCAAACCUAGCACGUCUCCGGUUCCCAAGCCAGGUUUGUUGACUGGUCUCAUGCGCAGAGCUAGCAAGGCUGGUAAGGGAAAGGAGACUGAACCCGGAGAGGUUACCGCGCCCGCUACUGUCGUUGAGGAGACUACUCCUGCUGCCCCUGUAACUACCACAGAAACAGAGACACCAAAUGGUGCUCCAGCUACUGCCGAGACUAAUGCCAUUGGUGACGUUGUUCCGGAAGCUGUCACUGCCGGACAGGCUCACCCUGUGCAGGCGGCUGCUUAAACAUUUCACAAAAAGCUUGCAUGACAUGUCGUAUGAAAAUCUGCUUCUGUUUCUCCCUUUUCUUUCUGGGUUUUACGCACUUCCAAGUCCUGCACCUUCACCUAAUCAGCAUCUCUUUUGUUCGUUCAACUUGGCUCAAGUAUGGGCUUCAUCCGCUACGCUGUUUUCUCGUCUCUGCGAAUCUUGAUUAGUGUCACGGCCGAUGUUGGGUCUAAUUUUUUCUUUCUUUUUUCUUCGUUGUCAUGAUUCACUAAUUACAACCCACCUUUUUAUAUCCGUGUUUGGGAAGUUCGGAUGUGUGGUGUCGUUGCUUGUUGGCUGUCCUCUAAUGGUUUCUUUUAUGUAUCCAAAUUCUGGCUCCUAGCUUCUCUUUUCUUUGCUUACCUGAUUCAAAUAUCCUUUUUCUUCUCGGUUUGCAAUCAUGAUGGCUUGCAGUAGCCAGAAUCUUAUAUAGUAUUUAAUAAUCCGAAAACAUUGCUUUUCAACAGAAUUUUUUUAUUUCUUCCCCUCAGUGUUGCUGUAUUUGAUCUCGUGGAUUCUCCGAGCUGUUUCCAAUUACCCCGCACCGUUUCACCGCCGGUAUUUCUCAAGUUGAACACUCUUUCCGGAUAAUAGCGUGCCUUUUUUUCGCGCUGGACUGAUCCCUUGACAUGCGGGAGGCGGCCUUUAAUUGCUCCUCCCUGUGCUCAUUCGGGGGGGGGUUUUCGUGGUGUCGCCCCUGGUAAUUCAGUAACGGGCAAUGGGCAACGAAAUACUAUACAGAUAUUGAACGCUUUCUCGCUUUCUCACACAUGAUGACGUUCAAUUCAGUCACAAUAUGGUGCUGCGGGAUAUAGGGCCUCGUGUUGCGGCUAUUUUUGUGGAAUAAUUCAAUGAUUAUCAGAGAUGGGAUGCGAUGGAUAAGGAUAGCUUCUUAGUGGUUACCAUUCUGCUGCUCUAUUGCGGCCUCGCAGGUGUGUUGUUGGCCGUUAGAACCAAGUAUAAUUCUUACCCAUUGGGGAUGAAUCAAUAAA
Messenger RNA from Tuber melanosporum (Perigord truffle), 2924 nucleotides. RefSeq lists its product as uncharacterized. The transcript is spliced from 8 exons. The record is from RefSeq and is a predicted model, not a curated record. The coding region runs from base 187 to 1911 and encodes 574 amino acids. Lineage: Eukaryota; Fungi; Ascomycota; Pezizomycetes; Pezizales; Tuberaceae.